This is a messenger RNA of Cyphellophora attinorum, 966 nucleotides long. RefSeq lists its product as uncharacterized. Lineage: Eukaryota; Fungi; Ascomycota; Eurotiomycetes; Chaetothyriales; Cyphellophoraceae. The transcript has a single exon. The record is from RefSeq and is a predicted model, not a curated record. The coding region runs from base 1 to 966 and encodes 321 amino acids.
AUGCCACGCCAAGCCACCGCCAACCGCGAGGACUUCGCCAAAUAUACCAAGAACGGCACGAUCAAGAUCAUAAUCGGCAGCUCCGCCUUUCCGCAAAACGCCGACCAACCACCCCAAAAAGCACAUGUCUUCCACAUCUACCGCGACCUCCUCACCAGUACCUCCCCUUACUUCCGCGACAAGCUCAACACCGCCGACAACGACCCUCAGGCCCGACCACAACCACAACCUCAUCCUCACCGAGCUCAUGUCGCCAACGACAACGGCCCAUUGUUCGUCCCCCAAGACACUCCGGAAGUCACUGAGCCAGACGUCCUCCGCGAGCCCACCCUCGACCUCAUCCCAUUCACCUGGUUCAUCAACUGGAUCUACAACAAAUCCCUCAACCCCCUAGUGCGCGAUCCGGUCGUGACAGUCGACACCUACCUCAUGGCACACGAGCUCGGAUCGGAGCGCUUCCGCAACGACAUCGUCGAUGCCCUCCGCUCGCAUCACGCCCGUCGUCCGGAUGACCAGUUGGGCUUGAGGGCCUUGUUGAAGCUCGCUGAUCGCAUGCCCCCUGAGAAUAAGGCAAAUGAGGGCAAGAACAAGCUUCUUGAAUUCCUGGUCGCGCAGAUGACGUACAAGGUUAUCACACGCGGCUGGGAAGCUGGAGGAUUCGCAGGCAAUGGACUGGUCAAGCAGCUGUUCGGUAGGCACAGAGAGGUCGUCAUGUGGCAUUGCGACGCUCUGUGGGAGAUGUUGGGCGAGUCAGGGGUCAGUGAGGCUAUGGGAUGUUUGGGAAGGGACGAGAGGGUGGUGAAGAUGGAGGCCAAUGGUCAUCUUGAUGAGGACGAGGAUCGUAAGAUGAAUGUCAAGAGGCCGGCGCUGUGCUUGCCUUGCAACCCGGCGGAGAAGGAAGGGUGUGCGUUUCAUGAGCACAAAUCCAGGGAGAGUCGGUGUGGGAAUGCGAUGCUGAUUGACUGA